Molecule: messenger RNA, 1016 nt
Organism: Esox lucius (northern pike)
Lineage: Eukaryota; Metazoa; Chordata; Actinopteri; Esociformes; Esocidae
Product: chemokine-like receptor 1
Exons: 2
Coding region: 45-1016 (323 amino acids)
Biological process (GO): chemotaxis; positive regulation of macrophage chemotaxis; phospholipase C-activating G protein-coupled receptor signaling pathway
Cellular component (GO): plasma membrane
Molecular function (GO): G protein-coupled receptor activity; complement receptor activity
Source: RefSeq, a predicted model, not a curated record
UCAUCUUAGAUUUUAGGGAUUACAGGUCAAAUACACGAAACACAAUGGAGGAUUAUUACAUAUUCCCUCUCAUAAAACACAAUAUAUGCUUCAGCGAUUUUUUCUCUAUCUCCAACCUGUUGGUCAAUUUUUUCAACUUCCUGGUUGGGGUUCUUGGGAACGGUCUGGUCAUCUGGAUCACUGGUCUCAAGAUGAAGAAGACGGUCAAAACCACCUGGUACCUCAGCCUGGCCGUGUCCGACUUCAUAUUCUGUGUCGCCUACCCACCCUUUUACAUCAUCUUCAUUGUAAGAAAGGAGUGCAUCUUUGGGCUUUUCAUGUGUAACUUCACCAUUGCUCUGAUGUACAUCACCUUGUACAGCAGCGUCUUCCUCCUGGUCAUCAUCAGUGUUGAUCACUGUCUGUCGGUAGUGUUUCCAGUCUGGUCUCAGACCAACCGUACCAUCGACAAGGCCUCUAUUGUGGUGAUCCUGACCUGGGUUUUGUCUGUUGCCCUCAGCACCCGUUUUAAUUUCACAGGUAGAACACAAGUGUUCAUUGUUGGGUUUGUAGUGCCGUUCCUCAUCAUCAUCUUCUGUUACUUUUGUGUUACUUUUAUCCUGCGACUGAGAACCAGACAAAUGAUGAGUGUGUCUUCCAAGCCAUUCAGAGUAAUGAUUGUUCUGAUAGCUAUGUUCUUCAUCUGCUGGCUGCCCCUUCAUGUCUUCAUACUGUUAGACCAGAACGACGCAUUUAAAAAUGCAUUUAACAAAACAUUUAAACCCGAACCAUACAUAACAUCUGGACUAUCUGUGGGAGUAAUAUUAGCCACUGUCCAUAGUUUCCUCAGACCAGUGUUGUAUGUUUGCAUGGGGAAUAACGUCCCACCAACACUCAAGAGGUCCAUAAUUGAUAGGAUUGAGAAUGUCCUUGGAGAAGAAGACUCCCACACCACCAGCCAUGAAACAUCUCUAAAACUCUUUGAGGAUGAUAAGGCCUCAGGGGCUGUGGAACACAGUGUUAUAAGCAAUGCAUAA